CUUCAGACGUGGUUGACGUACGUACGUUCUACGUCAUCACCGCCGGUGCACUUCCUCCAUCCGGGUAGAAGAUUUGUUGUUGCAGGUGUCUCUGAUCCAGUUGUGGGAUCUCAUCACUCGGAAGUUCGCCAUGAUGCUCAGUGGCCGUGGGCUCAGUGUGCGUGUGUUGGUGCAGAUGUUGUGUGCACAGCUGCUGUGGGGCCGUGUGUGGGGCUCCGAGCUCACGUUCGAGCUGCCAGAUAACGCCAAGCAAUGUUUCUACGAGGAUAUCACCAUCGGGACGAAGUGCACUUUGGAGUUCCAGGUUGUCACCGGGGGCCACUACGAUGUUGACUGUCGUCUCGAGGAUCCGGAUGGUACAGUUCUGUACAAAGAAAUGAAGAAGCAGUAUGACAGUUUCACGUUUACUGUUGCAAAAAAUGGAACGUACAAGUUCUGCUUCAGCAAUGAAUUCUCCACCUUCACACACAAGACUGUCUACUUUGACUUUCAAGUCGGUGAUGAUCCUCCACUCUUCCCCAACGAAAACCGAGUGACUGCACUAACUCAGAUGGAAUCUGCAUGCGUCUCUAUCCAUGAAGCCUUGAAGCCUGUGAUUGAUUACCAGACCCAUUUCCGGCUGAGGGAGGCACAGGGACGCAGCAGAGCAGAGGACCUGAACACCAGGGUGGCCUUCUGGUCCAUCGGUGAGGCAUUUAUCCUCCUGGUGGUCAGUAUCAGCCAGGUCGUCCUGCUCAGGAGCUUCUUUUCAGAUAAGAAAACCACAACAACCCGUGUUGGAUCCUAACAUCUCCAAGUCAUUGUUAUUUUUGAUUUCUCUGUCUCGUGUGCAUGCACACACACACACAAGGGACUAAAGGCUGCUGCCAUGGUUCAUUCUCCAAUUUUAGAACUACAUGCAUAAUGUUUAUUUAAAGACGUAUCUGUUUUGGCUUUACAUCUUUCAAGCUUCUGUAUGGAUUAACCUUUCUAACCAACAAACCGUAUUUUCAGUGGUAAGAAGUAAACCUCUUAAUUUAUUGCAUGGGUGUGUGUUUAAUUUUUACACUGCUUUCUUUAAUUUGUGAAGGGAGGAGCUACUCAACACACGCUUAGCUCUGCAGAUCUAAAGUUAAAUAAAAGAUUUCAAGUUAAAAGAUAAAAUGAACUCAUAACUCUUGUGGUGCUUAGAGAUCAGCCGUAAGACUGGAGUAUUAAAUAAGCAUCAUAAAACACUUUCAGAAACAUGUCCGAAGCACAUUGGGAUAACAUUUACUCAAGGUGGAGUUCACUUUAAUUUUUUCACUUUAGUAUACUUUGCAUCCAGUUGCAAGUGUUUAAGUUUUUGGAGAGGGGUUGGAUUUUUUUUGUUUUUUAAAUUACCUGAAGCUAUUUUUGGUCUGCCAUCUGCUUGCUGCUGCUCUCCUGUUACAUUCUAAAAAGUUGUUUAUUUUGAAUGGCUCUAUUUUUGUCACACAAUUAGCAGGUCUUAAAAUUCAUAAACAUCACAUUAAAGUUCAAAGAUAAAAUUAAUAAACACUUAUUAAAUGAUAGAAUGUAGAAGCAUGAUUUAGAAAGCAGCCAUAAAAAAAAAAACUAGCCCUUCACUGAUUUCUGUAAAAAAUGAAAACAUAAUGGUGGUCAUUGAUUUCUGUUUGCUCACAGUUGAAAUUCAACAGGUGACUAUAAACUCCAGACACUCCAGAUGGUUUGGCAUUAUGUUUGAGCAGAACGGUAUAAGUUUUUUGAUUGUGUAAAUACACAGCAUCGAAGGUGAGGGUAGUCAAGUGUGUUGGGAGCACCGAACGCUUGAAAAUGACUGAAUGAGCGCAGAAAUUCCACCCCUGCAGCUGGAGAGCUUGAUUUGUAAGACAGAUUAAUAAUUAAUCCAAUAAAAAUAGAGCUGCAUACAUCAAAUGAUUUUUGUCAAGUGCAUCUAUCAAUCCAUUGGGUCAACAAACAAAAAGCACCAGAUGUUUGAAGAAAUGACAGCCGUGUUUCGCUUGUUUGGAAGCAUGUACAUUUGAUGUACUUACUACCUGGAUAUUUUGUGGUGAAAAAUAUAGUUUGCAAUGAUUGAAUACAAAUGAUUUCCACCAGUAGUCGUGUGGGUUUAAGUAGCAGGUUUGAAUUUGUCGAUAUGGUCGUGUUAAGCAUCAUGUCUGCAGUUGCUUUUUUUAUUAAACUGGCUUUACAGGAACUAUCUCGUGGGUUUUCUUUCUUUUUCACUGUACGUUUGUUUUUCUUCAAUAAUCAAAUUACAGAUUUGUCCAGAGUUUUAAAAAUACCCUUGUAUGUUUUAUCACACCCAGAAGGGAAAAAAGUGAAAUCUGGUGUACACUAUCAAUAAAUCUGUGAAACUGUG
Neoarius graeffei (lesser salmon catfish) is the source of this 2344-nucleotide messenger RNA. It is a transcript of the gene tmed7, whose product is annotated as transmembrane p24 trafficking protein 7. Gene Ontology annotation, biological process: Golgi organization; endoplasmic reticulum to Golgi vesicle-mediated transport; intracellular protein transport. The record is from RefSeq and is a predicted model, not a curated record. The transcript is spliced from 4 exons. Bases 131 to 787 code for a protein of 218 amino acids. Gene Ontology annotation, cellular component: endoplasmic reticulum-Golgi intermediate compartment; COPII-coated ER to Golgi transport vesicle; endoplasmic reticulum. NCBI's taxonomy places the organism in Eukaryota, Metazoa, Chordata, Actinopteri, Siluriformes, Ariidae.